Messenger RNA from Cydia amplana, 1609 nucleotides. RefSeq names its product glucose dehydrogenase [FAD, quinone]-like. The transcript is spliced from 3 exons. NCBI's taxonomy places the organism in Eukaryota, Metazoa, Arthropoda, Insecta, Lepidoptera, Tortricidae. Gene Ontology annotation, molecular function: flavin adenine dinucleotide binding; oxidoreductase activity, acting on CH-OH group of donors. The coding region runs from base 175 to 1596 and encodes 473 amino acids. The record is from RefSeq and is a predicted model, not a curated record.
CUCUAGAUUCUUCUCCUGGAAGCGGGUCCCGAAGAACCGAAUGUAACUAGCGUUCCAGCGCUUUCACCGGUUCUGACAUCUUCCAGUAUCGAUUGGGGCUACAAUACGCAACCAGAUGAGCUUUCAUGUCGGGGGCUGAAGGGACACACAUGCCAUUGGACUAGAGGGAAAACCAUGGGCGGCUCUAGUGCGGUAAACUACAUGGUGUACAUGAGAGGGAACAAAGCUGACUACGACGGAUGGGCCGCCGCAGGCAACCCCGGCUGGAGCUAUCGAGAGGUGUUGCCGUAUUUCAAGAAAGCAGAGAACAAUAGAAAUCUUGAAGCAUACGACAAAAAGUAUCAUUCUGAAGGCGGACCCCUGAAUGUAGAACGGUUUCCAUAUAUAGACAAUAACGUUUUAAUGUUAGUCCAAGCAUUUAAAGAAAGAGGUCUACCGGUCACAGAUUUCAAUGGAGAAAACCAACUUGGAAUAGAUAUAGCACAGUCCACUUCACUGCAUGGACAAAGAUUGUCCGUGAAUGCAGCCUAUAUCAGGCCAAUACGCCAUAUUAGGUCUAAUUUAAAAAUAGUUACAAAAGCGUAUGUAACUAAAAUUAUUAUAAAUCCGGUUACUAAAACUGCUGUUGGAGUAGAGUACAUCAAAGAUGGAGUGGUGUUUACUGCAAAUGCUUCUAAAGAAGUUAUAUCAAGUGCAGGUGCGAUAAAUUCUCCAAAGUUACUGAUGCUAUCUGGUGUAGGACCCAUAGAGCAUUUAGCAAAACAUAAUAUAACAGUUUUAUCAAAUCUCUCAGUUGGCCGUAACCUACAAGACCAUGUCACGACUAACGCAUUGCUUAUUGCGCUUACCAACAACACUGCGGUUGAUGGCCGGCAGUUACUGAAUAACAUUCAUGAUUAUUAUAAUCAACCACCUCACAAGAAUGGUUCUUUGGCUUCUACAAGUACUAUAAACGCAGUUGCCUUUAUUAAGACAAAUUUAUCGGAACAAGAUUUACCUGAUAUUCAGUUCCACUUUGAUGGGAGAAAUAUCGAAGAAUUUUAUGCUGAUCCUCCGUCAUCUACAGCAAGUAAUAUAUUUCCUUUGGCGUAUUAUACUGGCUUGUCAGUGAAACCUUUGUUACUGAUUCCUAAAAGUAGAGGGUACAUAAUGCUUAAUCACACUGACCCGGUUUAUGGUUCUCCGCUAAUAUAUCCUAGAUUCUUUACCGAACGAGAAGACUUAGAAGUUUUAAUAUCUGGAAUAAAAUACGCUACCACUCUAGAGGAUACCCCAGCGUUUAGAGAAAAUGGUGCUUAUUUUGUAAAGGUACCUAUAUCAGGAUGUGAAAAAUUUAAUUGGGGUACUAAUGAAUAUUUCUCUUGCUUAUUGACACACUAUACGACUACUAUAUUACACCCGGCUGGCACUUGUAAAAUGGGCCCAAGCACGGAUACCGAGUCUGUAGUUGACGCAAGGCUAAGAGUGUAUGGCAUUAAUAAGUUAAGGGUGGUAGAUUGUUCAAUAAUGCCGCAGAUUAUUAGAGGAAACUUAAAUGCCCCUGCGAUUAUGAUCGCUGAAAAGGGCGCUGACUUAAUCAAGGAGGAAUAUUGUUAAAAAUAAAUAAUGU